UCACCAGUCACCGUCCUACGCCGUCCGCGAACGACGUCGCGUGCGCUGCCCGGUCUCGCCUCGCGUGUGUGUCUUUGUGCUUGCCGCCGUUUUGCUGGAAAGAAAAAAAUGAAUUAAAUAAAAUAUAUCAAUCGCCGCCAAACGAAAAAUAGCGAUCGAUAAGUUUACACAGUUGUCGUCCGUAAACAAUAUUAUUUUAGUGCAGCGUGUGCCAAGACGACCAGCACAACCGGACCCGCCGAUUAUCGACAUAUUCCGGAUGGAUUGACACCGCAGUGGAUUGGCAACGACCACGAUACACACCGAAUUAUGACCAGAGCCGAGUGGAGAAAAUCGUUGACCUCUUACGCUGGUUGGUUAGCAAAUCCACUGAGGCGACGCAGAUUCGUAAUGCUCGGCCUGUUGGGCAGUGCAUUGCUCUUGGUACUCUGUCUGCAAUACAGCACCUCCGACGAAAUGGCCCACCAAAAUUCUUUGCUCAUGUCUGAGUUCGAACCGGUCGAGCCACCUCGGCCAGCUCCGGUUUCGGGGACGAUUAGGAAGAUCAACGACGACGUGCAGUUCGUCGAAGAGCAGCAGGCGCGCAUCAGCGUCCAACAGCCUCAGAUGAACACCGUGGCCCAGCAAUCGCAACCGUACGUACCCCCGCAUAGACUCGUCCACUUGGACCUGAAAGGAGCCCCUCCGAAGAUACCCUACCUCCAAAAAUUGUUUCCGUUGAUCAAACAAUUCGGCGGCACCGGCCUGCUGUUGGAAUGGGAAGACAUGUUCCCUUGGAGCGGUGCCUUGGAGCCGUUAGCGGCCGGAAACGCGUACAAAAAGGCCGAAGUCAAGGAAAUACUGCGAUUGGCCGAAAUGAACAAUCUGGACGUUAUCCCGCUGAUACAGACGUUCGGCCAUAUGGAAUUUGCGUUGAAAACACCGGAUUUCGCUCACCUUAGAGAAGUCCAGGAGUCCCCGCAAGCGCUGUGCCCGUCGUACAACGCAUCGAUAACAUUUAUCGAGCAAAUGAUCGAUCAGAUCAUGGAACUCCACGGCAACAUCAAAUAUCUGCAUAUCGGCUGUGACGAAGUGUUCCACAUGGGCGAAUGCUACAGGUGCAGGUCCAAACCCAGGGAAAAUUUGUUCCUCUCGCAUGUUAAGCAAGUGGCAACGUAUGUCCGCACCAAGCACCCGAACACUAUACCGAUCAUUUGGGACGACAUGCUUAGGCAUCUACCGGUGACUUCGAUGCAGAUGUACAACAUAGGAAACCUCGUCGAACCCAUGAUAUGGGUGUAUGCGGAAGACGUGUAUAGGUUCGUCAUGCAGAACGUCUGGGAAAAGUAUCAGGCAGUGUUUCCGUACGCGUGGACGGCAAGUGCUUUCAAAGGAGCGUUUGGAGAAACGCUAUACGUUCCGAACGUCAAAAGACAUCUUGAAAACAACUUGAACUGGUUACAAUUGAUGUCCAACGAAGAGAGUAGAUUUACCGGCGGAUUCAAAGGGAUCGCCAUAACUGGGUGGCAAAGGUAUGAUCAUUUCGCUGUACUGUGCGAGACUCUACCGGCGUCCGUACCGUCAAUGGUGAUAAACUUAAUGGCGACCACUCACGGGUACAUUAACCAAUCGCUGCAAACGAAAUUGAACGAAGGUCUCAACUGUGGUGUAUUUGGCAGCUCCAAUGAUUAUGACGGUGAUUUCCUAAAUUUAAACAACGAUCCUCAUCUUUGGGACCAAUUUUCAAGAUGCUCGUUCCCCGGACAUCAGUUCUUUAGAUUAACGUACAGGCUGCACUCUAUCGAAACGGAUUACGCGGAUUUCAUUGCAGCCACUAAAAAAAAUCGAGGUUGGAUGACCGAUUACAACGUGGAACAUCAAUUUUCAUCGCCACUCCGUGUAGACGAGCUGAUGUUUGACUAUUCGCGUAUUUACCGGCCUCUGUUGUCGAUGAUCAGACCGGUGCAGGAAUCUCUGGCGGGCAUAUACGACAAGUACACCAUUGCCGAAUGGAUCGAACAGAGGAUAUAUCCAAUGAUCAAGGAACUGGAGAAAAUACAGAGACAGGCGCACGAUUUGAAAUCUAAAAAGACAUGGCCCAAGCGACCGCUGCCAAUUCUGAAAGAGUUGACGAGGAUCGGCGUGUCCGAUCGCGAACCGUCGACAUCGUCCAAUGACAAGGUAUAAUCUACUCAAGGUAAGCGAAUACCGAUCAAAAUAAGAAGAAAAAAAACGAUGAUGCUUUUGUAAUCGAGAACUGCAAAUGCCCAAAGACGCGCAUUAAACAAAAACAAACGCAGGACAUAAUAAUACUAGAUGUACACGAGACCUUAAGACACACGGUUAAGUUGGCAAAGUUUCAGGGUUUUGUGUAUGAAAUACAUUUCAUUUUAAAGGGUAUUAACGUAACAAGAAUUGUUAUUACUUAUUAGUAAAAUGUUUGGUUUGUAAGUUAGCCCCUCAAGUUUUAAAGAAAAUAACGUCCAGUUCUUCGUAGAACACGUGCAAUUUAGUUAAUAAAUUGUUCGUAUGAAAACUCAAUCUGUAUAUAUGUAUUGACUAAUCCGAGUCGUAUGAUCCAUAGUUUUAAAACGUAAAUAUUAUACAUUAACAUGACAAAAUUACAGUUACCCUGUGCCAUUUAUAUUGUAGAAACUACUUAAUGAAUUAAAGUUUAAUUUACCUAAGAUUUGUAAAACAAAUAAACCAGAAUAUUUGAAUUUUUAUCGAACUUAAGCCACCAUAUAGUUAAAAAAAACAUUUAACUAGUAGAACUAUUAUUAUUAUUAUUUAUUUAGUACCUUAAUUUUGUUAAAACUGUUUUUUCUUUGUUUAGCUACUUAAAUUGUUUUUAGUAUUUUUUUCUAUAGGUACCUUUAUUAUGUUAUUUGUCUAAGAAUCUAUUUAUUCUAAUUUUGUUUUUGCGUGGCAUAAUUUGUAUGUGGCUGUGUAUUCUUGUUAAUGUUACUUCACUGUACACUGUUUACUACGCUGUACACUACUUAUUAUAACUAAUAGCGAACGUGUGAAAGUUGUUCUGAACACAAUAAAUUGCUAAAUUUUAUUAUAAUUAAUAAAUUGUUGAGAAAGUAUCUAAGAGAAUUAUAUUAUGCCUAGCAGGGUUAUAUCGAUAAAUUGGAACCCGUCGAAUAGAAACUACUUAUAAUAAACAUAAUUUACUUUUGUCAAUUUUAAUUUUAAUCUUUAAUAAUUGUCCAAUAUAGAAAAAUAGUACUAUCUUUGUGAACAUAUUUAACUCGAGUGUAUAUUAUUAUUUAAUGUGAUUUAAGUUUUGUUAAAUGUGUAUAAUGAACAGUGAAAAUGGAGUAUCUUAUAAUGUUACAAAAACAUUAUAAUUAUUAUUAUAUAAUUUUUAAAUUAGGUAAAUUAUACUUG
This is a messenger RNA of Adelges cooleyi (spruce gall adelgid), 3375 nucleotides long. RefSeq names its product hexosaminidase D. Lineage: Eukaryota; Metazoa; Arthropoda; Insecta; Hemiptera; Adelgidae. Gene Ontology annotation, biological process: carbohydrate metabolic process. The record is from RefSeq and is a predicted model, not a curated record. The transcript has 6 exons. The coding region runs from base 310 to 2166 and encodes 618 amino acids. Gene Ontology annotation, molecular function: hexosaminidase activity.